AUAGACUCAGAGGAAUUCUUCUCACAUGUGUUCGGUACAUCAGAGCGAUUAUUUGAACAUCAAUUUCAAUUGAGACUAACGGUCAGAAUGUGACGCAAAUUUUUCACUUAUGCAAAGUGUCCAACUCGUGCACCCCGAUGUUACUCAAGGCUCAUUGGCCAACGACAAUGAAGUUGUGCUAUUAGAAUGUCAUCCUUAGGUAAACAGAAUAGACCUUUUCAUAAUAGUCGUCACACAGGACGCACCCAAAUUCACAUAAACGAUCGUGUGUCUAAGAGCGUAACAGACAAGUGGAGCGAGCCAAGUAUGCCUAAUUGCGUUCUCUCGUUAUACGUUGGUAUAUAUAUACAUAUAUGUAUAUACACAUCUUACAUCGCCCAGUUUGGAGUUACUCCUUUCGUUUCCAACAUCCCAGUAGUGAAGAAGAAACUAUAAUGAGAGGUGCGUUGUUCGAAUUUGGUGGUGCCUGAUGGAAUGCAAUUCGAUGAAAAUGUUGUGGAUUGGAUUACUGACAACUUUUCAACUCUGGGGAUCAAUCGUCGCGCAACAACAGACAGAGAAUAUUCGCACAACAGAACAUCCGUACACAACAGACUUGUACUCGGUAUUUUUAACAGCGCUGAAGGAUUUGAGGGCAUGCAAGAGUUUGACGCUCUGCGAACUCGUGGAAAGGUUCAGAAUCCCUUUGCAAGAUUUCUCCAAGUUUUCAAGCAGUACCUCAGAAAGGCGAAAAGGAACUUACUACGACGAAGUAAAGCCAAGAAGCUACUACAACACUUACGGAGCUCCAGCUGCACCAGCUCACACAUAUGUACCAGCGUUUCUAGGAUUCGACCCCAUAAGCAUCCUGGCUUCACUGGCGUUUUUGGCAUUCUUGAUACAAUCCUUUGUUUCAUUAUUCGAUCGAUCAAGAUCCAUCAUUCCUACGAUUGUUAGCAGUCGGCAGUCACUGGAGGCUAGCAUCCAGGACAUUGCAGAGCGAGUGUUUCACGCUAUGGACCGUUAUGAGUUGUUCAAUGAAAAAACGUCUGAAGAAAAGCCGAGUGAAAAUACGGUGUGAAAAUUGAUUAAUCAAAUUCUUGAUUAUCGGUAAUGCAUAAUACAAUAAAUAAUUCCGAUUUGUAUAUUUAAUAUCAACACAAUCAGUUUAGGUUGAAAAAUUUGAAGCACAUCACCUAUGUAAAGCAAUUUUUAAUAAGACCGCUGAUGGAAUAAU
This is a messenger RNA of Neodiprion fabricii, 1216 nucleotides long. RefSeq lists its product as uncharacterized. The record is from RefSeq and is a predicted model, not a curated record. NCBI's taxonomy places the organism in Eukaryota, Metazoa, Arthropoda, Insecta, Hymenoptera, Diprionidae. The coding region runs from base 470 to 1060 and encodes 196 amino acids. The transcript is spliced from 4 exons.